AUGUCGGUCGAGAAGUACGAACUGCCUCGUCUUCCAUAUGCCCUGGAUGCACUGGAGCCCGCCAUUUCGGGCCAGAUAAUGGACCUGCACUAUAACAAACACCACCAGACGUACAUCACGAACCUCAACAACGCACUUGCCGCGCAGGCCGAGGCAUUCCAGUCGAAGAAUCUCUUGAAACAGAUUGAACUGCAGCCCGCGAUCCGCUUCAACGCCGGAGGCCACAUCAAUCACACGUUGUUCUGGCAAAGUCUGUCUCCCGCGUCAUCCGGCGACUCCAACAUCCAGGCUGUCGCAGGCUCGCUGCACUCGGCCAUAGUAAAGAAGUGGGGAAGCUUUGACAACUUCAAGGCCAAGUUUGAGGCCACGGCUCUGGCUAUUCAAGGAUCGGGCUGGGCCUGGUUGGUCAAGGACACUGAGAACAGUGGCACCCAGCUGGAGAUCACCACCUCCAAGGACCAGGAUCUUCCACCUGGUGGCAAGCAAAUCGUGCUCGGUGUUGAUAUGUGGGAGCAUGCUUAUUACUUGCAGUACUACAACAACAAGAAGGAGUACGUCUCCAAGAUCUGGAGCGUGAUUAACUGGAAGGUGGCCGAGAAGAGAUUCCAAGGAGAUGCAAAGACGAUCUAUGGAGAAUUGAUUGGUUUGGCCAGCAAGCUCUGA
Exophiala dermatitidis NIH/UT8656 is the source of this 663-nucleotide messenger RNA. Its product is annotated as Fe-Mn family superoxide dismutase. Bases 1 to 663 code for a protein of 220 amino acids. Gene Ontology annotation, biological process: superoxide metabolic process. The transcript has 2 exons. Gene Ontology annotation, cellular component: mitochondrion. Gene Ontology annotation, molecular function: metal ion binding; superoxide dismutase activity. NCBI's taxonomy places the organism in Eukaryota, Fungi, Ascomycota, Eurotiomycetes, Chaetothyriales, Herpotrichiellaceae. The record is from RefSeq and is a predicted model, not a curated record.